AUGGACACUUCAUCCAAAGAAAACAUCCAGUUAUUCUGCAAGAAAUCAGGACAACCUGUUGGAAGUCUUUCUUUUGAGACAGAAUAUUCCUCCUCUAAAGAAAAACAAGCAUGCUGUGGUGAGCUAAAGAUGUUCCUGGGAGCCUUGUCUUUUGUUUACUUUGCAAAAGCAUUGGCAGAAGGCUAUCUGAAGAGCACCAUCACUCAGAUUGAGAGGAGGUUUGAUAUCCCCUCUUCACUGGUGGGAGUGAUUGAUGGUAGUUUUGAAAUCGGGAAUCUCUUAGUUAUAAUGUUUGUUAGCUACUUUGGAGCUAAACUUCACAGGCCAAAAAUAAUUGGAAUAGGGUGCCUAAUCAUGGGAAUUGGAACACUGCUCAUUGCGAUGCCUCAGUUCUUCAUGGAGCAGUAUAGAUACGAACGGUAUUCAUCUUCAUUCAGUUCCAAUCUCAGCCUCUCUCCUUGUCUCCGGGAAUCAAAAAGCCAACUGCCAAUCUCCGCUAUGGAAAAAUCCCAGCCCCAAAUAGACAAUGAAUGUGAAGGUGAUGCCAGUUCCUCCAUGUGGGUUUAUGUUUUCCUCGGAAAUCUGCUGCGUGGCUUGGGAGAGACUCCCAUUCAACCUCUGGGCAUUGCCUACCUGGAUGACUUUGCAAGUGAGGACAACGCACCUUUCUAUAUCGGGUGUGUGCAGACUAUUGCAAUUAUAGGACCAAUCUUUGGCUUCCUGUUGGGCUCCUUAUGUGCCAAACUCUAUGUUGACAUUGGCUUUGUAAACCUAGAUCACGUGACCAUCACCCCAAAGGAUCCCCAGUGGGUAGGUGCGUGGUGGCUUGGCUAUCUGAUUGCAGGGAUCAUAAGUCUUCUUGCAGCUGUGCCUUUCUGGUGUUUACCAAAGAGUCCACCAGGACCCCGAAGUAGAGAGGAGUCGAGUUCCUGCUGUGAGAAAUCUAGGUUCAUUGUAGAUGAUCAGGCCAACUACCAAGCAGCUCACGGAGAAAGGGCAAAAAUGCUGGAAAUGGCAAGAGAUUUUCUGCCAUCCCUGAAGAGUCUCUUGGGGAACCCCGUGUAUUUCUUAUAUUUGUGUGCAAGCACCGUUCAGUUUAACUCUUUAUUUGGCAUGGUGACCUACAAACCCAAGUACAUCGAGCAGCAGUACGGGCAGUCAUCCUCCAGAGCCAACUUUGUUAUCGGGCUUAUCAACAUACCUGCAGUGGCCCUUGGAAUAUUCUCUGGGGGAAUAGCUAUGAAAAAAUUCAAAAUAAGUGUAUGUGGAGCUGCAAAACUCUACCUGGGAUCCGCAGUCUUUGGUUAUCUGCUGUUCCUUUCCUUGUUUGCACUUGGCUGUGAAAAUUUUGAUGUGGCAGGACUGACAGUUUCCUACCAAGGAACCAAACCUGUCUCUUAUCAUGAACGAGCUCUCUUUUCAGAUUGCAACUCGAGAUGUAAAUGUUCAGAGACAAAAUGGGAACCCAUUUGUGGCGAGAAUGGGAUCACAUACGCAUCAGCUUGUCUUGCUGGCUGCCAAGCCUCCAACAGCAGUGGAAAUAAUAUUAUGUUUUAUAAUUGUACCUGUAUGGAAAUUGCAGCUCCUGAAUCGGCAGGUUCCUCAGGCAUGAUGGGAAGAUGUCAGAAAGAUAAUGGAUGUCCCAGAAUGUUUCUAUAUUUUCUUGUAAUUUCCGUGAUCACAUCCUAUACUUUAUCACUGGGAGGCAUACCUGGAUACAUAUUACUCCUGAGGUGCGUCAAGCCACAACUGAAGUCUUUUGCCCUGGGUGUCUACACCUUAGCAGUGAGAGUUCUUGCAGGAAUCCCAGCUCCAGUAUAUUUCGGAGUUUUGAUCGACACUUCAUGCCUCAAAUGGGGAUUUAAAAGAUGUGGAACUAGAGGAUCCUGCAGAUUAUAUGAUUCAAAUUAUUUCAGAUACAUCUAUCUGGGAGUAACCAUGAUCCUGGGCACAGUGUCCGUUGUGCUAAGCAUGGCAGUGCUUUUCGUUUUAAAGAGAAAAGAUGCUUCGAAACCUGGGAACUUUGUAAUGCCAAGUGAAACAACAGUGGUCUCUACAAGAUUUAGGAAGGAAAACUGUUUUCGCCGUGACCACCUACUUGAACCCAGCUACUGGCCAGGCAAGGAAACACAACUUUAAGAAAACGAUGGGCAGAAGCUAUGUUUUCUAACUUGUAGAAGUUUUGCAAAUGUAUUUUGAUCCAAAAGAUUUUAAAAUGUGUAAAAUCUUCUUUCAGAAACGUCUGCUUUCUUUUUGAUUUGAAACAUUAAGUAAUAUGCUUGAUAGCAAUAUAAUUAAAUAGAGCCAGAGGAGAUGAUAAAACUGAUUUUUAAACCUUUGAAAUUUAUAUACAGAUUCCUUAGUAUUCAUACAUUCUGCUUCAGUUCACCUAAUGUGCACUGAUAUAUUUGCUCUAUUCUUGAUGGAAGAAUUGGUUCUGUUGUCUGAUGUAUACAAAGCAACUUAACAGUUAUCUGUCUAGAAUAAGAGAAUAUGA
Molecule: messenger RNA, 2497 nt
Organism: Ochotona curzoniae (black-lipped pika)
Lineage: Eukaryota; Metazoa; Chordata; Mammalia; Lagomorpha; Ochotonidae
Gene: SLCO1C1
Product: solute carrier organic anion transporter family member 1C1
Exons: 14
Coding region: 1-2139 (712 amino acids)
Biological process (GO): bile acid and bile salt transport; transmembrane transport; sodium-independent organic anion transport
Cellular component (GO): membrane
Molecular function (GO): bile acid transmembrane transporter activity; protein binding
Source: RefSeq, a predicted model, not a curated record